AUGAAAAAUUUCACAACCAAAACAAUUGGUACGAACCUAAAAUGGAUCAGAUAACAGGCUUCAUGAAAGAAACUAAAAGAUGGCUGACAGGAGUGCAUGAUUCCACAGAGGGGGAAAACUUGCUCUUAGAUGAUCUUACUGAACAAGUGACAGAAGAAGAAGAUACUGUUUUGCCUAGUGACAGUGUUUCACAGAUAGGGGCCAGUAAUGUUGCUAAAGCACACUCUCAUGUAGGUAACAUUUCCAACACCUCACGUGUCAGCAUAAAAAUCAAUAAGUGGAAACAUAAAGAAGGAAAGAGUUAGCAUGUCGCUACCGCAACAUGCUACAAUGAAUGUUCAAGCACCAAGACAAGUGCAGUGCACACAAAUACCACAACUACCACCGCCAGUUUCAAACCAAACUUCUAGAACACAAACAGGGAAUGACAUUGUGUCAGUCAUGCAGAAGCAGAACGCAAUAACUGAAUUGCUAGUAAAGCAACAACAGCUUUCGCAGCUACCUACAAAGGACAUUUCUGUGUUCAAAGGUGAUGCGCUGCAGUUCAAGUCCUUCAUGAGAGCAUUUGAACAUGCCAUAGAGCAGAAAACAGACAAUGACCAAGAUAAACUAUAGUUCUUGGAACAGUUCACAGAUGGUGAGCCCCAAGAGCUCGUUCGUAGUUGCGCUCACAUGACACCAUGCAAGGGCUACAAAGAAGCCAAGCGACUUCUGCAUAAGCAUUAUGGAGAUGAGCUUCGGAUCGCCAGUGCGUACGUGGAGAAAGCUCUCAAAUGGCCACAAAUGAAAGCAGAUGAUGGGAAAGCGUUAAAUGCUUACGCAAUGUUCCUGAUAGGAUGUCGUAACUCUAUUGAUAUUGAGUUCUUGGAAGAGAUGGAUAAUCCUACCAAUCUGUGCGCGUUGAUAUCCAAACUGCCCUACAAAAUGAAAGAACGUUGGCGAACAGAAGCUUUCAACCUCAAAGAACAACGUGGUCACAGGGUCAUAUUUACUGAUUUGGUGAACUUCAUAGACCGCCAAGCUAAAAUAGCAAUCGAUCCUCUCUUUGGUGACAUAUCUGAUAGUCGCUCACCCAUAGCUGCUAAGAUGAACCAAAAAGGAAAGCAGGCCGUGAAAAAGGAGUUUCGUGGAAGCAGUUUUGCAACCAAUGUUCCUGAAUCCAAAGAGCCUCAAGAAAGAACUGCCAAGGUCAAGCCUGCUAGCAAUGGAAAAGCGGUGAACACCUUUGAUAAACCCUGUCUGUACUGUCAGCAGUCACACACUCUUGCUUCAUGCAGUAAGAUCAAAGGCCAGUCUCAUCAAGAACGAGUGGAAUUCCUGAAAUCAAAGGGUCUAUGUUUUAGUUGCUUGAUCCCUGGCCAUCUCAGUAAAUCCUGUAAACGAAAAACAGAGUGCAAAGAAUGUGGAUUUAAGCACCCUGAUAUUCUGCACAAAGAAAAAGAUGGCAGUUCCGCCUCACCAAGAAAGAAUGAUGGUUCUACUGGUGAAGAGUUGCUAGCUGCUGAGGUUCCCAUCACACAGGAGUCUUGCGCCCUCACAGGGGCCGGAGAAGCUGAUUGUGUGCUGUGGAUAGUACCGGUGAAAGUCAAGUCGAAAAAUAGUGAACAGUAUGUGGAAACGUACGCCUUUCUAGACCCGGGAAGCACGGCAACAUUCUGCACGGAAGACCUGCAAAAGAAAUUGAAUGUGAAAGGGAAACCAACCAAAAUACGUCUCAGCACCAUGGGUCAAGAUGCACCAGAAAACCAGAAGCUCAUGGACAGUCUGGUUCUAUCAGAGCUCAAAGUGUGUGGGCUGGAGGACAGUAUGUACAUCGAGUUGCCCAAGGUGUUUACUCACAGCACCAUACCUGUUUAUGCCGGAAACAUACCCAAGCAGUCUGAUAUCCAACAGUGGCCUUACCUAAGUGAAGUGAACUUGCCAGAGUUAAAAGCUGAUGUAGGCCUACUUAUUGGAGCAAACUGUUCAAAAGCGAUGAAGCCCUGGCGCAUCAUUAACGGCCAGGAUGGAGGUCCUUACGCCAUCAAGACGACCAUAGGCUGGGUUGUGAGUGGACCUGUAAGGAGAAAUGAAGCAGAGAAUGAAACACCUCACUCAUUCGUGAACAGAAUCUCAUUGGUGGAGAUAGAUAACCUGUUAAUCCAACAGUACAACACUGACUUCCCGGAACGCAAUUAUGAGGACAAGGAAGAGCUGUCUCAUGAAGACAAAGUUUUUUUGCGGUCUGUGGAAAAGACAACAGUUUUUAAGAAUGGGCAUUACUGUGUCGGAUUGCCACUCCAUAAUGAGAAGCUCCAGAUGCCUAACAAUCGUAGUGUGGCAGAGCAACGCAUUGCGUCUUUGGAAAGGAAGUUCAGGAAGAGUCCUGAGUUCUUUGAAGAUUAUAAGAACUUCAUGAAAGCAAUCAUUACCAAGGGCUACGCAGUCCGGGUUCCAACAAACCAACUGACCCGAGAGGACAACACCAUGUUGCGGUCUAUAUACCGCACCAUGGAGUCUAUCACCCAAAAAAGAAGAAGCUUCGGGUGGUAUUUGACUGCACAUCCUCCUACCAGGAUCGGUAUCUGAAUAGUGAGUUGCUCCAGGGGCCCGAUCUGACCAAUACAUUGGUUGGUGUCCUCCUCAGAUUCCGGGAGGAGCCUGUAGCAGUAAUGGCAGACAUUGAGUCAAUGUUCUAUCAAGUUAAUGUGCCAGAACAUGAUGCAGACUUACUCCGCUUUCUUUGGUGGCCCAACGGCAGAUUAGACGAGCCCAUGGAGGAAUUCCGAAUGGCAGUGCAUCUUUUUGGAGCCACUUCUUCUCCAAGUGUGGCCUCAUAUGCACUGAGAAGAACUGCGGAGGAUGACAGGGACACCGUAUCUCCAGACGCAGUUCAAACAGUCCUGCGCCAUUUCUACGUAGACGACUGCCUGAAAAGUGUAGCCACAGAAAACGAUGCAGUGAGACUGGUCAAGGAACUUCAAGCUUUGUGUAGCAAUGGAGGGUUCACCUUAACAAAGUGGAUGAGCAACAGCAGAAAAGUGCUAACAUCAAUACCUGCAGAGCACAGAGCCACUGAAGUCAGAGACCUGGAUUUACGACACGACACUCUACCAGUGGAAAGAACACUUGGUGUGCAGUGGGACACAGAAUCGGAUACUUUCCUGUACAAAAUAGAGCUGCAAGACAAGCCAGUGACCAGAAGAGGUAUCUUGUCAAUCGUCAACUCCAUCUACGAUCCUCUUGGCUUUCUGGCACCGGUUAUUUUGCCUGCUAAACUUUUGUUGAAAGAUCUCUGUAAGGAACAUCUUGACUGGGAUAAAAACCUUGAUGGAAAGCAUGCUGAAGGGUGGAGCAGAUGGCUUGAAGAUGUCACCUACCUCUCCAACUUCCAUGUGAGUAGAUGUUUGAAACCCAUCAACUUUGGAUGCACUAUCUCAGCACAGUUGCAUAAUUUUUCGGAUGCCUCAGAAUACGCCUACGGCACUGUGUCUUAUCUACUGCUGGAGAAUGAACAUGGCGAGAAACACUGUGCUUUCCUUAUGGGAAGAGCAAGAGUGUCCCCACUGAAGAAAGUCACAAUCCCUAGACUUAAGUUGACCGCGGCGGUUGUUGCAGUAAAGGUCGACAAGAUGUUGCACGAAGAAUUGCAAAUACUACUGCAACAAUCUGUCUUCGGGACAGACAGCACUACGGUGCUUAGAUACAUCGACAGUGACACGGCACGUUUCAAAACGUUUGUUGCUAACAGAGUUUCAAUGAUCUGAGAAGCAACCAAGCCCUCACAAUGGAUGUAUGUCAGAAAAAAUGAGAAUCCUGCAGAUCAAGCCAGCAGAGGCCUGAAAGCAAAGAGCUUGGUCGAAGGAGGAAUGUGGAUAAGUGGACCAGACUUUCUGCUGAAUGAAAAGGAUUGGCCAGAACAGCCUGUGCGAAAGAAGGAAAGCCUAGAAGAGGGUUAGAAGAGGUCAAGAAUACAGUCGCUGUUUACACGGUCAAAGUUGAAGAAGGUAUGGCACCAAUGAACCAGCUACUUACCUAUCACUCUGAUUGGAACAAACUGAAACGAUCAGUGGCUUGGAUUGUAAAGGUAAAGGAUGCUCUGAGGGAGCAUAAAGAAGAACACAAAGAGGUAUUAAGAACAAUCAGUCAGACCGAACUUGACCCUGAAAAACAAAGAAAAAAGUUAGAACAACAUAUGAAGAAAUUUCAAACUGAAAAGACAAAUACUCACCUUGGAUGAUCUGGACGCUGCUGAAGCAGAAAUAAUACAGUUCAGUCAAAGACAACACUUUGAGGAAGAAAUCAAGGUCCUGAGAAAUGGAAGUCAGCUCAGUCGCAACAGUGUGCUGUAUAAACUUGACCCGAUUCUUCAAGAUGACACCUUAAGAGUAGGUGGAAGACUUAACAAGUCUGCUAUGCCAGAAAGUGCCAAACACCCAGUGAUUCUUUCUAAACAUAGCAAAGUUGCCACUUUGAUCUUGAGGGACGUACAUCAAAGAACAGGCCACUGUGGACGCAAUUAUGUUUUGGCACAAAUAAGACAGAAAUAUUGGAUUCCACAAGCCAAUUCUGCAAUCAGGAAGAUCAUCGGUCAAUGCAUGGCGUGCCGUCGGAUGACUGGCAAGGUUGGUGAGCAAAAGAUGGCAAGCUUGUGUAACCCAGUGUUUAAAAACACAAGAAAAAAAUAAUAGAUGUUGAUUCAAUGUCUUAUUCUACCAAAAUAGCUAAAAGGUAAUUACGUAAAUCUUCAAAAAAUGUGAAAUAUGCUUUUAGUGUUAGCUUCUAUUGACAGAUUAGGCAGCCAAUGGCUGGCGCGGUCUGGUUUCGUGUCGGCCAAUGGGGUUGAUCGUCCCGCCCUUUUUUAACAGCUGGCGGUUGUUUCGUUCGGAGCGCGGCAGACAGGCUUGAAAGCUAACAGCUGACGGUUGCUUCGCUCAGAACGCUUGAGAACAGCUGACGGUUGUUUCGCUGCGAACGCUUGAGAGCUAACAGCUGACGGUCGUUUCCGUAAAGAGGUAGAAAGAAAUUGACGAAUCUGGAAAUUGGUAAGGAAAACAAUAUUAAUAUAAAUUCACUAAAUAUAUAAUUCAAAAUACUACAUUCGGUUUUAUUAGAUCUCGGAGGGUUUCCCCGUGAACAGCUGAAGCCCGAAAAAUAGCCGUUGACAGCUCGGAGCAUCGGUCAGGUUUUUUUUUUUUUUGGAGUUUGUACAGUACACUUUUGGCUUGGAGGGCCAAAGAUUCCAAGACCCUCUUCACCUGAAACUGGAUGGCGAGCCCCAGCCCAGAGGACCAGGCGCACGGGUCGAUAGUGACCCGACUGGUCACCAGCUGAGAGACUUUGAGACUGAAGAAUUAAUUCAUUGGAGACUGAAGUAUUCAAUUUAUUUAUUUAUUUUUUUUUUUUAAAAGCGCGCAGUAUUUGUUUGUCUGUUUUAAAUGUGGAUCCACAAUUGUUUAUUAUAUUAAAUAUUUG
This is a messenger RNA of Xiphophorus couchianus (Monterrey platyfish), 5454 nucleotides long. RefSeq lists its product as uncharacterized. The record is from RefSeq and is a predicted model, not a curated record. The transcript has 2 exons. Lineage: Eukaryota; Metazoa; Chordata; Actinopteri; Cyprinodontiformes; Poeciliidae. The coding region runs from base 673 to 2568 and encodes 631 amino acids.